Daktulosphaira vitifoliae (grape phylloxera) is the source of this 1028-nucleotide messenger RNA. It is a transcript of the gene Rsph9, whose product is annotated as radial spoke head protein 9 homolog. Gene Ontology annotation, cellular component: axoneme. The coding region runs from base 1 to 1023 and encodes 340 amino acids. The record is from RefSeq and is a predicted model, not a curated record. Lineage: Eukaryota; Metazoa; Arthropoda; Insecta; Hemiptera; Phylloxeridae. Gene Ontology annotation, biological process: motile cilium assembly; cilium movement involved in cell motility; axoneme assembly. The transcript is spliced from 5 exons.
AUGGAUAUAAGAUAUUUAUAUGCGUCCAUUGACAUGUUAAAAAUAGCUAAUUGUUGUAUAAAUGAAGAUUACAUACCAAUUUUGUACGAUUCAUUAAUUCGUUUACAGAGUGAAAAUCAAUUCAUUGCUGUGUACUUAUGGGGUCGUUUAAAAACAUUGUCAGAUGAUUACUUUAUAGCGUAUGGCCAUUACUCAAAUUUAGUUGAUGAGAAAACUUUUUUCUACAGCCAAGAUAUCGUCGAAUGGAUUUUAAUGCCAACGGUUUGGCCAUCUUACGGAGAAGAAAUGGUAGAAACAAUGAAAGAUCAGUUUGAGGGGGAUCCCAAGCAUGUACAAACAAACAAACCUAUUAAUAAACAUUCAAGUCAAACAUUGUUAGAUCAACACGCUUCAUCGUCAAAAGUAUCUUUAGAAAUGUACGCUGAAGGAGCAUCUGGCAACGACGAACAAUCCAUUAAAGACGAACAAGUUCGGAAUAAAGAUGUACGUGUCAGCGAUGUCAUAUCCAUGGACGAAAUGGAUGAAGAAAUUUUUACCACCUUAAAUGCAGAAGACGAAUCAAGAAUUGAAAAAAUAUUAGUAGAGGAAGAUAGGUUAGCUAUAAUAAUAACCAUGAUAGACAACGAAGUUCAUAUAGUACCAAGAGGUUACUUGUACAAACUUUCCGAUGGAAGAGUAGUCAAAGCACCGUAUUUUAAGGGUUUAGAUUAUUCUGAAAUCUGUGAUCUAAGAAACUUCCUACAUCUCAAGUCUACUUUGUCUGUACCUAAAUCAACCAAUGAAAACAAUGACAAACCACGAUGUGAUUAUAACGCAGCAGUAGACUUUUUGGAACCCAUUGAUAAAGAUAUUCCAAUAGGUUGCUGGGCAGCACAAACAGUGUUCAAUAGAUAUUUUGUAUUAAAUAAUCUUUUAUGGCCAGGAGCUGUAUUUUUUCAAGAUAUGAAUACAAGUAUACAUGGAUUUUUUUAUAAUGGAAAUGGAAUAAAAAAUUUAGACUUACCAUUUAUGUUACCAUGUUAAAUCAU